Messenger RNA from Hippoglossus stenolepis (Pacific halibut), 9944 nucleotides. It is a transcript of the gene cux1b, whose product is annotated as cut-like homeobox 1b. Lineage: Eukaryota; Metazoa; Chordata; Actinopteri; Pleuronectiformes; Pleuronectidae. Gene Ontology annotation, molecular function: DNA binding; DNA-binding transcription factor activity, RNA polymerase II-specific. Gene Ontology annotation, biological process: intra-Golgi vesicle-mediated transport; regulation of DNA-templated transcription. Gene Ontology annotation, cellular component: Golgi membrane. The transcript has 23 exons. The record is from RefSeq and is a predicted model, not a curated record. Bases 260 to 4423 code for a protein of 1387 amino acids.
AAAAUCUAGAGUUAUUUAAAAACCAGCUCGGUUAUUUACCUGUAAUAUCACAGUGUUGAUAAAAUGCUAUUUAAGCAAUUAUAAUGGCGUUAUUAAGGUAACACUCUCGCGCGUCGACUCCGUUCCGCACGCCAGCUGUUGCCGGGGUGAGCGGUGGGAGUGGUCCGGCCCGGGUGUUCCGGCCGCCCGGUCCUCUCCACUGAACUCCAACCCCCGCGCUCUCUAUCAGCAUCUCAUUCCUGUCUCAAUAUGUCUCAAGAUGGCGGCCAAUGCAGGAUCGAUGUUUCAAUAUUGGAAGCGCUUUGACUUACAACAACUACAGAAAGAACUAGACGCCACUGCCACACAGCUUGCCAACAGACAGGACGAGAGCGAACAGUCCAGGAAGAAGCUGAUCGACCUGAGCCGCGAGUUCAAGAAGAACACACCAGAGGAUUUACGGAAACAGGUCGCCCCCUUGCUCAAGAGCUUCCAAGGAGAGAUCGAUGCCUUGAGUAAGAGAAGUAAAGAAGCAGAGGCCGCCUUCUUGAACGUCUACAAGAAAAUAAUCGAUGUCCCAGAUCCUGUACCUGUGCUGGAGCUGGCUCAGCAGCUGCAGCUGAAGCUCCAGAGGAUGCACGACAUUGAGACUGAGAACACCAAACUUCGAGAGACACUGGAGGACUACAACAAAGAGUUUGCAGAGGUCAAAAACCAAGAGGUCACCAUCAAGGCCCUGAAGGAGAAGAUCCGAGAGUACGAGCAGUCUCUGAAGAAUCAAGCCGAGGACCUGGCCCAAGAAAAGCAGCUCCAGCUACACAACGACUAUGCAGAGAAGGAGAGGAAACUCCAGGAGAGCCAGGACUCCAUGUCCUCGAGGUUGGAAGAGGCUGAACACAAGGCCCAGUCCCUACAGACAGCACUUGAAACAACUCAGGCCGAGCUCUUUGAUUUGAAGACAAAGUAUGACGAGGAAUCCACAGCAAAGGCCGAUGAGAUUGAGAUGGUGAUGACAGACCUGGAAAGAGCCAAUCAGCGGGCAGAGGCAUCUCAGAGGGAGGCGGAGUCACUCAGAGAGCAGUUGUCCUUGAGUAACCAAUCCCAGCAGCUCGGCAGCCCGGCCAAGGCCGACCCCGACACGGAACAGGUGGCGGAGGUGGCAUCCCACUCAAGUCUGGAGGCGGAGCUCAGAGCCAAAGAAAGGGAGACCGCCCAGCUGGUGGAGGACGUCCAGAGACUGCAGGCCAGCCUGACCAAACUCCGAGAGACCACCAGCUCCCAGAUCACACAGCUAGAGCAGCAGCUCAACAGCAAGACUGCCAUUCUCAAGGAACUGGAAGAGAAACUGCUGAAGCAAGCUGACUAUGAAGAGGUGAAGAAGGAGCUGAGUAUCCUCAAGUCUAUGGAGUUUGGAACAUCUGACUCUGUUCAGGACUCAUCCAAACCUCUGGAGGUGCUGUUGCUGGAGAGGAACCGUAGUCUUCAAUCUGAGAGCGCCGCUCUGCGCAUUGCAAACACUGAGCUCAGCGGGUCAGCCGGGCGAAAAAGGACAGAAGAGUCCUCAACGAAGGAGGAGACCAUGCCCAGCGAUCCCUCUUCCUCGCCCCCUCCCUCUCUUCCUUCCUCCUCCCAGCUCCCACUGUCUCGCACUCACACGGACCCCCUCAACACUGCCACCACCACCAGCAGUGGCGAAACACACCCUUUCACUCCUACGGGCAUUGGACAGGACUUCUACUCCCCUGUGUUCCCUCUGGUGGGUGGUAAGAUGGCUUUGAACUCCCUGAUCCAGCGGCAGCUCCUCCAGACCUUCUACUCCAAAGCCUUGCAGGAGUCGUCUGGAAUCCCCAGUGGGGCUCUACUGUUCACCCCCUUUACACCAACCCUCAGCUCCAUCCCUACCUCCACCCCUGGCUCUGGGUCUGCUUCCAUCCCUCUGGCAGCCAGCAGCCCCCAGCCACCUCCAGCCAGCCCAGAUAUGGCUCCCGUUAAUGGGAGCAGCACCGCUGGCAGCGCCCCGUCCCCAUCACCCAGCCACUCAGACGCUACCACGGGGAGUGUUUUGGACGGGGAGGACAUGGACACGGCAGAGAUUGCCCGACAGGUGAAAGAGCAACUGAUCAAGCACAACAUCGGCCAGCGCGUGUUUGGCCACUAUGUGCUGGGACUGUCCCAGGGUUCGGUCAGUGAGAUUCUGGCCAGACCAAAGCCGUGGAACAAGCUAACCAUCCGGGGGAAGGAGCCAUUCCACAAGAUGAGGCAGUUCCUCGCCGAUGAGCAGAACAUCCUCGCACUGCGCAGCAUCCAGGGACGGCAGAGAGAGGGCUCAGGCCAGCCCCAGCUUAGCCGAAUGUUUCAGGAUGUUCCGAAGCGGAGAGCCCUCUCCAAUACAGCUUCACACACAGGUAACAUUACUGCCCGCGUCCGCACCCCAGAGGCAGGUUCAGAUGAGGCUAUCAAGUCCAUUCUGGAGCAGGCGAAAAGAGAGCUGCAGGUGCAGAAAGCUGACUUGUCCCAUGUUCCGCCAUCAUAUACAGGACUGAAAGGAGGGGGCAGAGUAGGUAGUGUAGGGGGAAGCGGUUCAGACGAAGCCAUCCGCUCCAUCCUAGAGCAAGCUCGCCGAGAGAUGGAGGCCCAGCAGGCGUCACUGGAGCCCCUCCUCAAAGCCUCGUCUUCCUCCUCCUUAGCAUCGCUAUCUCAGAGGGACCUCCUGAACUCUCACCUCACGGCCCCCCUGCCCCCUUACAACCCCCUGGCACUUUCCCUCAAGAAGACCCCCUGCUCCCUCUUGUCCUCGCCCUCAUCCCCGUCUCCAAUCCUCGACUUCAGCUCCAGCGUGAAGAGAGAGGGCAGGGGCUCUUCAGGGUUCGACUUUUCUGCUGACGGCGCUCUCAGGCUGAGUCGUAGCAAUGAGAGCUCGGCCCGCUCUGGAAGCUCCGGGGGAGUGGGUUACUGGAGGGAGCAGUGGUGGAGCAACAUGCACACAGACCCCCGCAGGACCAUAUCGAGCCAGACAGGAGAGGAGAACCACAACCUGGAGGACUCCAAAGAGGGAAUAUUGAGUGACAGCCUGUCUCGGCACAAACCCUGGAACAAGUUGAACCAGAGGAGCAGAGAGCCAUACCUCCGCAUGCAGCCAUGGCUCAAUGGAGAUCAGGGGCAAAACACACACAUCCAGCCUGCUCAGAACCAAGCAGAGGGUACUCCCAAGACAUCAGCGAGCUGCAGCCCCGCUCCAGAGUCGCCCCUCAGUUCAACUGAAGAGUCUGUCAACGGUCUCGCCGGGGAUCCACUCGCUUCACAGUCCUCCAGUCUCAAACCUCUGUCUGAGGAUCCCUCCGGUGGGGAGUCUCAGCCCGGCACCCCACUGCCUGUACCUGGUCACUCAGGUCUCAGCAUCCAAGAGAUGGUGGCAAUGUCUCCUGAGCUUGAUACUUACGCCAUCACCAAGAAGGUUAAGGAGGUGUUGACUGAUAAUAACCUUGGCCAGCGUCUGUUUGGGGAGACUAUCCUGGGUCUGACUCAGGGUUCUGUCUCAGACCUGCUGGCCAGGCCCAAACCUUGGCACAAGCUCAGCCUGAAGGGCAGGGAGCCCUUUGUCCGCAUGCAGCUCUGGCUCCAGGACCCGCACAGUGUGGAGAAACUCAUGGACAUGAAGCGCCUGGAGAAGAAAGCCUACAUGAAGAGGCGGCUGAGCUCCCUGAGUGACAGCCAUUCUGUGGAAGGGGUCUUGGUGGGGACAGAUUACCUGCAGGGCGCCCAGAGCCCAGGGCAUCAGCAUUUGAAGAAGGCCAGGGUGGUGUUGGGCCCUGAGGAGAAGGAGGCCCUAAAAAGGGCGUACCAGCAGAAACCCUACCCCUCCCCCAAAACCAUUGAGGAGCUGGCCUCCCAGCUCAACCUGAAGACCAGUACAGUCAUCAACUGGUUCCAUAAUUACAGGUCACGUAUCCGGCGAGAACUUUUCAUAGAGGAGAUCCAGGCAGCUGGAGGGGUAGUAGGAGGGCCUGGCAGCGAGGGGGGAUCUCCUUCCCUCCGUGGGUCCAAAUCAGGAGAAGGGGACAGCUGUGAUGGGACAGAAUCUGAGGGCACGGUGGAGAUACGCCAGGGACUGGGGAUUGGCCUGGAGGAUCACAGAGGAGCAUGCAAAGACCAUGAUAUGGAGGCUGAGUCUGAGGCAGGGGGCUCUAAUAACUCCCCUGCUCAGCUAGACUGCACCACCUCAGGCUUAGUCGGGCCGGGCUCCAGCUGUGGACUGGGGCUCUUCAGCCUCACAGAAGCGUCCUCCAGUAGCCAUGCCUCUAGUACAAACAUCCCAGCCUCUGGCCCUGCCAGAAACCCCAGGGACAACAAUCUGCGCAAGAAGAAAGCAGCCAAUCUCAAUAACAUCAUCCACAGGCUGGAGAAGGCUGCCAGCAAAGAGGAUCCCUCAGAGUGGGAGUUCUAGCUCCCCCUGACCAUCCUUCAUCCCUCUUGUUUCAUAACCUCACGACCUCUAACCUUGGACCCCUCCUGCUCUGUUCCAGUUGGAGAGUGGACACAGCCAAAGUCAAGCUCAGCAGCCAUUUUUAUUAAAUAGAAGCUUUCCCAAAAGAGGAAAGAAACAAAGAGUGGUUGGCAAAACCCUUAAAAAGAAGAUUUACUGAAUACCUAGAAGAACAAAAUAAGAGAACUUAAGUGUCUCUCCUUUUUUUUAAACUGAGUUUUGUUUUUGUACUGAGAAAAGCACUUAGCCGUCCUGCUGGCCUCCGGCCCUGCUGUACCUCCCCCUAUCACCAGCCACUGGUGCACCAGACUGGUUAGUCCUGAGCUGGGGUCUGACCCACAGCUGGGGUUGAAACCUGGACUCAGUAACACAGGCAAGGCCUGACACAGCAGCUGUCACAGUGAUAGACACUGAUAGAUGAUAGAUAGAGACAGGAACUCUCUUACAAGAACUCUCACUUUCUUAAAGGAGAUUUUUUCCGCUCUUCUUCUCACCUCCCAAGUGUCCACAAACCUCCCCUCACUCAGUGAGACGCCUCAUUUUUCACACUGUAGAGUGACUGUUACAAACCCUUUGCCUUUUUCACUCACUGCGUGUGUGUGUGCGUGUUUGUAUGUUAGGGGUUGUGUCAGUGUGCACCUGUGUGUGUGUGCGGGGUUGUGUGUGUCCACACCCUAAAAUGGUGUGUGUGUGUGUGUGUGUGUGUGUGUGUGUGUGUCUCUUCUCAAUGGCAGCAUGUUUUCUUUUUUAUCUCACUCCUACACUCUUAAGAGGGUAGUGGAAGGCCUGCCGGCUGAGCUGCCAUGGUUACUGAUGUAAGAAAGAUGAACUUUGACCUGUUGUGUCCCAUAUCCUAUCCUGCUGACAGCCAUGUGAUGGCCAGAAGGAUCUAUAAUUCCUCACAAACACACGCACUCAUCUGAAGAGGAAGGACGGAAGGAAAGAAGGAAGGAAGGAACCCUCUUUUUGCCUCCUCAAACCCUUCUUUCAAGGAUGAAGGAUGAUCUCUUUUUUUUUAAAUAUUGCAAUUUGGUUGCCAAUAAGAGAUUGCAAAGUCUAUUGACUCUAAAGAGUACAAAAUAGGGAAUUUUAGGAAGCAUUUUUAAUUAGUACAAAAUGAGAACAGAAAAUAAGAGAAUAACAAGUUACUGUUUUUAAAAGAGAAAAAAAAUACAAAUUAGAAUGGAUUAAUGUUGCAUUGUUGAAAUACGAUACAAUGAAUUUCACGUAGUACUGUAGCUGUCUGACAUGGUGAUACUUUGCGUGUCUCUCGUUGUUUUAGGUUGUGCACGUCACAGCUUUGCCCAGCACUGGACCUGCUGGGUGCGUGUGAGAGUGUAUGUGUGUGUGUGAGCGUUCAUGUGUAUGUGUGUAUGUGCACCACCGACAAAUUUUCUCUGUUCACAAACACACAUCUUUUUAUAGGCCAAAUCAGGAAGAGUGUGUGCGCAUCUGUCUGUGUGUUAGUAUUUGUAUUUGCCUGCAUGAAAGUCAGGGUCGAGGUCAAUUCACUCAAAGUAAAAUUUGAGAAGUAGAUUAAUAAUAAUGAAAUUCAUGACUGAAAAAAAAAAAAGACCAGACACAGUUUUAUGGAAAUGAAUUGCAAUGUACAGAACUUGAUGAAUCUGUAGUUUCUGUCGAUCGCCGUCAAAGUGAAUUCACCACAAUCCUGGUGCGAGCAGUUUCCACUCUCCUCCAGUCUGAUCCUGUAUCCAGGGAUGUUAAGUCUUUUUGCAUUGAAUUCUACUGUAUACACUACAAAUUCUAAGGCAUAUCACCUCCUCCCUGCCCCACACAAGCCCUCAGUGCCUGUCAGCCCACUGCCUCCCCUUUGUGUGUGUGUGUGUGUGUGUGUGUGUGUGUGUGUGUGUGUGUGUGUGUGUGUGUGUGUGUGUGUGUGUGUGUGUGUGUGUGUGUGUGUGUGUGUGUGUGUGUGUGUGUGUGUGUGUGUGUGUGUGUGUGAAUGUGCGUCUGUGAGGGUGCAUGUACACGCAUGCUCGUCGCGUGUGCACAAGUGUGUGCGACUGCGGAGUGUCUCGUGUUUCCAAUGAGUGGGGUCAUAUUUCGUAUCUACUUGCACACACUACUAGUGCACAACUGACACCCUUCUUUAAGCUGUUUGAUGCGUUACCAUUACAUUAAUCUUAUCACAAAGUAGUGUAAUACUAUGAUUUACUGUAGCUUGGUUUUAUUGCUAUUUUGCAUUUAUAGUUUGGUUUUUAUUCUGCUUAUUUAUAGGUGCUGUAUUUUUCAUUUAAUGUCUUAUCAUUUGAGUUGUCUAUUUUUUAAGGGAUUAUACUGUUCCUGAGGGCAAGUAACAUUUUUAUUAGACGUAUAGACUGCCGGCAGUAUUGGUUAAUAUUUACAAAGAUGUACUAGUUCUCAUUUGUUUGUAUAUUCAUGAAUCCUAAAGUUUAGUGUCAUUUCAAUAGCUUUGAAAAAAUGUGUUUGCUACAGUCCAUGCUCCCGUAAGCAUUAAGCUUUUACCACGACAGUUAUGCUCUUAAAUCGCUAGCUAGAGAAUCAAAGGACAUAUCAAGAUCAGUGGAUAUAUGAUAGCAUAUCUCUUUUCCUGUUUUCUAUUCUCCGAUCACGUUUUCUUUACUUUUUAUUUGGCUGUUUCUUGGGCAAGCCCGACACUAACGCUCGGCAGGGCAUGCAGCUUUCUUUAAGAGUUCGACCGCGCGUUAAUCACAUCGACGUAACGAACAGGUCCAAGUGUAUACACUUUGUCCAAUAGGUCAAAUGAAAUUAACCUAAACUUGAGAACGCGUGUUAAACUUGAAAGAGGUCAUAUCUGCCAAAUUGAGAUUAGAGAAGUGUACCAGCUGGCAGGUGUGCUACGCCAGAUUGAAGCGAGAUAGCCAGCCUAUGAUUAUGCAGAAUUUCUAUUGCAGUCCGUAACAAAGCACUUAUUAGGAUCUUUUUUGAAGACUUAACCGUGGACAGGGUCUGUAAACACUACAGCAGAGCGCGGUCCCGGGAUCCUGGGAAAUGUUUGCCUUUUUUAAAAAAGUGGUUGUGAACCAAGCACAGACUCUUAUCCGCAUCCGAACACUAAAAAAAAGAAAUAUUCAAGCAUAAGAUCGCUGUCCCCCUGUUUUCUACACGAUGAACUGAAUACAGCUGCCCCCUCAUUUCAAACUAUAGACAGAAACAUUGUCCUGUACACUUGUAGAUAUUAUGAGUUUUUAUCUCGGUCCAUCCUCAAACCUCCGCUUUCCCUGAAUCUAUAUCCAGAUAUAUUCAAAAGUUACUGAUAAUCUCAUUGCACUGCAUUAAGAUGCAUUUGUUAAAAUUGGAUUUUGUGAUGCAUCUAAUAAUUCCUAAUAACUCCUCAAACAUUGGCUCUUCCUGAGGACGACGGAUGUAAAACACAUCAGGUCUCCUGCAGAAUAACGAAAGCUCGCUGCCUUCUGUUGGACGAGCUCGGACUGGACAACCACAGUAUGUUUUAUGGUGAUGAAUAGCUACUGUAAAGUAAAAGCACUUAACCCAUCAGCCAUUUUAUAGCCAGAUCCAUCAACUCACCUAAACCACGUGAGAUCAUCAGAUUUGUGCCUUUAACUGCCAAGCAGGGCACCAAACUUGUGAUGUCAUUAGAUGUGGACGACUUCGCCUGAUUUCUUCAUAACUCGUCUUGAUCCGAAAUUCAUUUCUCGCACACUUCGUAGUGGUACUUAAAAGUCAACUUUUCCUCAGCCCUCCGCAGAGGGUUGUAUAUAAUUGCUGGAGUGCAGUGAAACCGAUAAAAAAAAAAAGAGAAAAAACAAGCUCGUGUAUUCUUAUGACUGACCUGCAGACGCGUUCCGGUCCGGGUCUUAUUUCAGACAGUUGUUUUCCCACAAUGCAUUUCUUACGUUGUACAUAACCUAACUAGCGGCGAGAAAAGGCCAGAGCAUCGAAUGAAGGAGGAAGCAUGCAGAAACAGCGUACACUGUAAUAACACUGAAUUUAUUUCAUAGGGCAUUUUGUAUUUUUCUGUUUGUGUCAGGUUUGCUGUGACAUUAAUAACGGCACUACAGGUAUUGAUAAUGACGUGUGCCAAUUCUAAUGGUUAUUUGGAAAAGAGACGUGUAAAUACGGUCGAUCAAGUAGCUAUUGAUUCACUAUUGUCACAGUAUGCUUUUUGUUCGAAGGCAGGAGGAGAGAAGGGACGAUUCAGGACUUUUCCAUGAUCCACAGAUAUUUUUCUACAAAUUUAAAUCAGAUGAUUCUAUACACUGUUGAAUAACAUUGUAAAGGUGUAACAGAUGCUGUAUAUCAUAUCAUGUUUUCUGAAGUCGUAAAGCUUUACUGUAUGAUCUGUUGAAGUAGUGGUUAUUCAUUUGACAUAUUAGUUGUAAUGGAAGCCCGAACAGCAGCACUGGUCACCAUAUUCAGGAAAAAAAAAAAUGAAAGAAAAGAAAAAAAAACCUCAGAUGUUUUUUGUAAUACUUUUAGAAUAUAUCUUAUGAAGUGGGUUUUGUAAGGAAACACUUUCCAAAUCAGUGGUGCUGUAUGCAUAGCACACUCAGUAAUACAUACACACACAACACAGCACAAUACACUCAUCCUCUAACCCCCUUCUCCACUUUACUCACGUGCUUUUGUUUUUUUCCCCCGCUCACCUCUUACAUUGUCUCCGGCUGAUUUUUUUAAGUCUUAAACCAUUUCCUCUUUAUCUCCUCUCGGUUUUUUCUCCCCCAUCGACUGUACAACGUUCGACUCUGGAACGAUAAAACAUUGCAGCGAAAAACUCACAAGACUUUAAAAAAAAGAAGAAAAAAAAAAAGAGGAAGCAAAAAGCCAAAUGGUGAAAUAGUUCUCCACCUCUGUCGAAAGGUUGCUGACAGUUUUUCUCUCUGUUUGCUGCUACCUAGUGUCGUCGCUUCAGUUCACCCCAUAGCUUAAACCACAGUGUAGUCUGACAACCAAAUGACCCGGGGAGAUCUUCACCCCCCCCCCCACACCCCCUGUUUGGAAAGCUUUAAGAUGCUUGUUGAGGCUUUAUCAAGUUCAGAGUGUUUGACGAUGAUAUUUCACAGCUUAUCAUCAACAAUGUGGAAGUAAUAAUUCUCGUAAUAACCUGUCCCACUGCUUAUUUUUGUGAGUGUGUGCGCGUACGUGUGUGUUGUAGUACAAAAGGCUGCAUGACUGUAAAGGGAUGGUUAAAGAUGUUGUUUUUUUUAUUUUAAAUGUUGUUUCCCGAGCACUUCUGUCACUCCUGAGAUGCUUCUUUUUUUGUCCUUCGGGGUCUCCCUCCCUUUUGUUUCCCCCUCAUGUAUCAUCGUUUUCUUUAUCUUUCUAUUUACUAAACGUAUCAUGUUGUCUGUUCUCAGCACUGUAAAACAGUCCCUUCUACAACAUUGAAAAGCAAUAUCACUGUAUGAAACGUUCACAAUGUAUUUGUUAUGAUUGACAUUUGAUUCAUCAUCAUUAUUAUUCACAUGCACCCUAGGUGUGAUAAUUGAAGUAAAUCUCUUUUAUACAAAUACUAAAA